AGCGCCUGUGCGCGCCAGCCGUUAGGCUGCAAUGCGAAUGUGGCUAAUGUGGCGCACUACCUGCCUCUGUAGGCUAGAUAAAAGAUGUCAAGUGAAACAUAAUUUAGGGACACUAGUGACUGAUGGCGAGGAUGUUCAGAAGGGUCACAUCUCUCCCCGUCAGAGCUCAGUGGUGGAGAUUUCUUCAGGUGUUCUUCUCAACAAUAAAUGUGUAUCUGGCAGCUGUCUCUGACUGUCAUCCCCUAGUGAGAUAUGGACCCCAGAAAAAACAUGCCGAACGGACUAACUGUAGAGACAGUGUCUAAAACAGGUGGUCUAAGUGCCCUUCAUUACGGGCUGAUGCUUCUCCGGAGAGCGUGCUCCGCUGCUGUUGAAGAUGCCCACAUUACCUGCAGACCAUUAAUUAACCAGAUGAGAGCUUCAUCUCAGCAGUGGCCCUCAGCUGUGGAAACCUCUUUGAGUUAAAGGCUGUAAAAUUCCUGGACAGGAUCGAUGACGCCUCUGUUUAUGUAUACAGCGUUUAGCUGGAUAGACAUAGACACUGGCUUGGCUUGGCGUAGCUCCCCACCAGCACCCAUCCUGCUCUCCAGCUCAGCUGCUGUUGUGGCAGCAGAAGCAGAACGAGUGAACACUCCAACAAAGAGUGAGAGCAGUCUCACCGAGAGACAACAGACGCACACAUCUGCGGAAACAUUAUGGACAGAGGAGGUCAGUCCUGUGGGAGACGUGUUGCUGUCCACAGAAGAGCAAGUCACUCUGAUCACUGAGAGUAUGACAGUCUCCUCCACUGACCAGGAGAAGCUGCUGCUGCUCAACAAGAACACCGAGCUGCGGAGAGUCAACAAAGAGCUGAUGAAGCUGAAUGAGGACUGGGACCAGGUGUACCGCAAUGCCACUCUGGGACUGCAGCACAGGUUGGAGGCUUUGGAAAGGGAGAACUCUGCCAUCAAACAGCUCAACAGUAGACUGCUGCUCAGAGUAGAGCACCAACAGAGUGCAAAGGAGUAUUAUGAGCAGGCUUUGAUGCACGAGCUGAAGAAGAACCAGGAGCUGCAAGAGUACAUCAGACUGCUGGAGAGCAGAAUGCAACACCCAGAUAGAUUCUGCACAUCUGCCAAACAGGGCAGCUUCACAGCUACCAGUAACUCACCCAGAGGUCCCAACCUGACAGCCAGUCACUUUUCUGGACACAGCCCUUCAUCCUCAUUUUCCCCUGCUUCUACAAGUGCAGAGGGCGGGUGGCAGGGAAACAGCCAGUGUGCGAGUACCCCACUGGGAGACUCCCAGCAAGAAGUACAGGAUCUAAAGGAGCAGCUGGAGGCACUGCAGUGUCAGACCCAGAUUUAUGAAGCAGAAUUUCAGACCGAGCAUAACGACCACAAACACACGCUGCAGGAGAACCACAGGCUGAGGAAGAAAAGGGAGGAGAUGCGCCAGCAGGUGGCACUACUGCAAGAGCAGCUCAAGGUCUACGAGGAUGACUUCCGAAGAGAGCGCAUGGACAAACAGAUGCUGCAGAGGCUGUUGUUGAAGAAAACGCCUCCGAACAAGGAUCCUGUGCUGAUCCACCGCUGCAAUAAUGAACAGCAGCCACGAGGAGGAGACAAGAGGACGUCUAGUGCAGGGAAAAGAAAAGAGCACCACCCCUCCUGCCCCAAACACCAGAAUAGGGACAUAAACUCAGACUGAGGCUGAGAGGAAAAACCAUUACAGUGUUCACAGCACAUGUAUGAGGUGUAUGAGCUUCAAUGCAGGAAGAACUAUCAGUGUGUAGGCUACCUAAAUACAUUCAUAUGGAAAAUGUGUGCAGGUAUGUCAGAGAAAUGUUGCAGUAAAUCUGCACCACAAGUAAAAUGGAAAUCUGCAAUUAUAGAACUGCAUCCUCAUACAUCUUUUAAACAGUAUUAUCUGACUAAUAUUAACAAAAUGCUCUAAUCCUGAGAGCAUUGUACAAAAUAAAAAAAAGUUAAUAUAGUUUCAAACAUUUGCAAUUUAUCAUAUAACACAGUUAUUUCUUCUUCUUUUUUACUUUAUUACCUAUCCGUAUAUGUUUCUAAUGUAUAAUUUUCUCUAAAGUAUAUAUGUGUGUUUGUGUGUAGUCAGAGAAAAGAAGGAAAUAGAAUAGAAUAGAAUCACAAUACUUUAUUCAUUAAAUUGGGUGUGUUACAUUUGCUCCUUCUUCAUCAUAGAAAAUAAGGAAUAAGGUAAAAAAAAAACACAUUAUUAGCAACUGAUAAAAUAUAUAAAGUUUACAUUCUAUGACAAUAAAUGUGACCGUAUAAUAGAAUGUGUGAAUGUAAUGUGUGUUACUAUUUAAACAGGAGAUUAUCUACAUUAUUACUAUAUAACUUAUAUUAGUUUCCUUACUGGGUUACUGGUAUUGUUGCAAUGUGUGACAUCAGACACUCAAACAGGGAAGUAGUAUUUGGCUGACUGUUGCGGGAAGCUGCUGUUUAGGGGCAGCAAAUCUGGUUCAUUUAAUUGAAAUAAUGACAUAGUGUUACAGAAACACAAUAGAAAUAGAAAUAGAAACAAAUAGAAAGAAACAUUGCGCACAUGACAAUCGAUGUGUCAGUCGUCGUGCAUCCGCAAAUGUUUCUUUUUUUCCCCUUUUUCCUUGAACUAGUAAUUUACAGUGUGUAAAAUGUGGUCAACCAUAGUAAACACAUCCAUUUUCUAUUAUUUUAAUACCAUUAAUGCAAAAUGACUACAAUAAUAUACUAAAACACAUAUUUAGUGUAAAAUAAAACAAAAACGAUGAAUGAAAUGACUAUGACUAGAGCUGCAACUAACGAUUAUUUUCAUAAUAUGUUGAUUAUUUUCUUGAUUAAUCGAUGAAUCAUUUGGUCCCUAAAAUAUCUGAAAACCUGAAAAAAUGUUGAUCGGUGUUCGUCAGACCUGGACAUGAUGACGUUCUCAAAUGUCUUGUUUUGUCCACAAACCAAAAUGAUUCACUUUGAAUCCAGAGCAAAGAAAUUAAGAAAAUAUUCACAAGAAGCUUAAACAAUCGGAAAUGUUGUUUUAAUCAUGAAAAAAGCUUCAAACAGAUGAAUCGAUUAUCAAAAUAGUUGUCGAUUCAUUUAGUUAUCGAUUAAUAAUCGAUUCAUCGAUUAAUCCUUUCAGCUCUAUCUAUAACCAACCAACCAACAAAAGUAAAAUUGAGACAAUUAGAAUUUUCCCCUUACACAUAUAUUAAAUAUUUGUCCUAUAAUAACAGUAUCCUUGACAAGGAACAGAGAAGUUUAUAAUUUGAUGGCCUUGAUGAUCAGGAAAUAAAAUCUUCUGAGUAAUGAGUCACAAAAUGAGUUGGAAACAAUUUGAGAAUAAAGGGAUUGUGUGUAGGGUUUGUGUCAUAUUUCAGGUGAUGUGUGACGUCAGUCUUGCGUAUGUGGAGAUAAAGCCCAGCAUGCACAGAAUAUAGCUCCUGGGUUGGUUUCUUGAGUAAAUCAGUGCCUUGUAAAGCACAAUCACACAAUGACAAUAAACUUCAUUAUGGGCUUUCCCCUGUCA
Molecule: messenger RNA, 3510 nt
Organism: Solea solea (common sole)
Lineage: Eukaryota; Metazoa; Chordata; Actinopteri; Pleuronectiformes; Soleidae
Exons: 12
Coding region: 493-1689 (398 amino acids)
Biological process (GO): cellular response to lipopolysaccharide; regulation of transcription by RNA polymerase II
Source: RefSeq, a predicted model, not a curated record